GUUUUCAAAGACGGACCGGAAACAGCGUGGUGUUAUUGAAGAAUUAUCAAGAUCUGUUGAACUUAAAAAGUAUCUAUCACCAAACAUCAUUGUACCAUCCACAAAGAAGAAAAAAUGUUAAGAAAUGCCUCUGCCCAGAUACUUAAACAGUUUGUCAGACAAAGGAGUACAGAUACAAGUUUGAUCCUGGAGAGAUCUAUUAACAGGGUGCAGUUACUUGGACGGGUGGGACAAGACCCCGUUAUGAGACAGGUGGAGGGCAGAAACCCUGUCACCAUCUUCUCCAUGGCAACAAAUGAGAUGUGGCGGUCCGGGGAGGGAGAACCUACCAAUACAGGAGAUGUCAGCCAGAAAACAACAUGGCACAGAAUUUCAGUAUUCAAACCAGGCCUCAGAGAUGUGGCAUAUAACUAUGUAAAGAAAGGGUCUCGAAUUCUUGUCGAAGGAAAAUUGGACUAUGGGGAGUACGUGGAUAAAAAUAAUAUCAGGCGACAAGCAACCACUAUUAUCGCAGAUAAUAUUGUCUUCUUAAGUGAAAAUCUGCGAGACCAGUAGUGAAGAAGCUUUCCCAGGCAUUAGAAAACCAAAAGAAGAUGGAAGAUGUAUAGUGUUACUCUGUUCACUGACAUUAAUCUCUAGAGUAACUUUGUGCCUGCCCGAACAGUCAUACAUAAACAAAAGAAGCAAUGUUGUUGGUAUGAUUGUGACAUUCUGUCUUGUUCCAGACGGGGUGCCAACAGAA
Molecule: messenger RNA, 742 nt
Organism: Xyrauchen texanus (razorback sucker)
Lineage: Eukaryota; Metazoa; Chordata; Actinopteri; Cypriniformes; Catostomidae
Gene: ssbp1
Product: single-stranded DNA binding protein 1
Exons: 7
Coding region: 115-555 (146 amino acids)
Biological process (GO): mitochondrial DNA replication; positive regulation of helicase activity
Cellular component (GO): mitochondrial nucleoid
Molecular function (GO): single-stranded DNA binding
Source: RefSeq, a predicted model, not a curated record